Molecule: messenger RNA, 1121 nt
Organism: Nymphaea colorata (pocket water lily)
Lineage: Eukaryota; Viridiplantae; Streptophyta; Magnoliopsida; Nymphaeales; Nymphaeaceae
Exons: 2
Coding region: 606-995 (129 amino acids)
Source: RefSeq, a predicted model, not a curated record
UUAACCGACCGGCGAUAGCUAAACUGCUGAAGUGCCCUUGCUUCAAACGCUUAACCGACCGGCGAUAGCUAAACUGCUGAAGUGCCCUUGCUUUCACACAGACACACCCACAGACACAUAAAGAAGGAAGAAAAAGGUUACGUUUUGUUUCCUCGCGGCUACCAGUCAAAUUGAAAGGAUGCUUGGGGUUCACAUGAAGGCGAGGAACUGUAUCUGCUGCGCGUGUCCAGACUUCUCCCUUACCUUCUUAAUUGGAGUGAAGAGCUCCCCAGUUUGCAGUCCAAGGAUUGAUGCUUACAAAGAUCGAACUGAUGAUCCAACUUUGCCGACCGGCCAGACCAACCAGCGGCACUCUGCAGCCUUGGCUCCAUCGAUGAAAUGCCAUUUCUGAAAGAACAUCGCGGCCUUUCCUUGAUUGCAUCCGAAAGUUUGAGACUUUUCGUCUUUCCGUUAAUAUCGACCAGCUCUUUGACUUUCAGAAACACCGGCCGAAUCAUUCAAUUCUUCAAGUUGGUGAGCUGCCUCUUCCCAGCGGCAGUGGCGCCAUUAAAGGCCGUUGGUCCUUAAAUUCGCGAUUCAUCAUUGGUUCCUGGUCAACUCUAUUAAUGAGGCUGCUGGAUGAGGCUACCGUUGUGUCUGUGCUCAAAAGCAGAAGGCAAAGCCAUAUGAAAAGCAAUGUCCGUGAUCUUCAAUUUCGUCGCCGGUUCUUGCCCCUGCUGUUGCUUCUCUCCCCGAUUGGUAAGGGUCAAAAGAAAAGGAGUGGGGAACUGAAGGAGAUGAUGGCACCAGCGUUCUUCCCUUGUAUGUUCUUCUUUCUCUCGUCUUUCUUUGCUCUGCGUUGCUUUGGUGGACCCAUUUUCACAGAGUUUAUCCGGCCGAAUUUCACUGCUACCAACCUUGGAUUCGUUGACAACAAUGAUGUUUUCCUGGCUUUCAAAUCUAACAUCUUCCGAGCUUCCAUCUGCAACCCUGCUGGUAAUGGUUUUUCUUACUAAGACAACUCAUGAGCAGCCAAAAGUUUGUCUGCUGAAUUAUGUAAUCCAAAAUAAAGGGGAUCCAGCAAACCAAAGUAAAAAAGGGAGCAGAAGAAGGAGGUAAAAGCCCUUUUAUAUUGUGUUGUC